Molecule: messenger RNA, 1062 nt
Organism: Durio zibethinus
Lineage: Eukaryota; Viridiplantae; Streptophyta; Magnoliopsida; Malvales; Malvaceae
Product: aquaporin TIP2-1
Biological process (GO): transmembrane transport; water transport
Cellular component (GO): membrane
Molecular function (GO): water channel activity
Source: RefSeq, a predicted model, not a curated record
AAAAGACGUUUGGGCUUCAUCUGGAACAUUCUCUCAAGCCUAGUCUUCUUCAUCACCCUCCAUCUUCAAAGAGCAAGCUCUCUUUUCUUCCAAAGAUGGCUGGAAUCGCCUUUGGCCGCUUCGAUGACUCCUUCAGUUUAGGCUCUCUGAAGGCAUAUCUUGCUGAGUUUAUCUCAACCUUGCUCUUUGUUUUUGCUGGCGUUGGCUCUGCCAUAGCUUAUAACAAGUUGACAUCAGAUGCGGCCCUUGAUCCUGAUGGGCUAGUAGCAAUUGCUAUUUGCCAUGGUUUUGCUCUCUUUGUUGCUGUUGCCAUUGGUGCCAACAUCUCCGGCGGCCAUGUCAACCCAGCAGUCACCUUUGGGUUGGCUCUGGGUGGUCAGAUCACCAUCCUCACUGGCAUCUUUUACUGGAUUGCCCAACUUCUUGGAUCCAUUGUUGCUUGCUUCUUGCUCAAGGCUGUCACUGGAGGCUUGAGAAUUCCCACCCACAGUGUUGCAGCUGGAGUUGGAGCUAUUCAAGGAGUAGUGAUGGAGAUCAUCAUCACAUUUGCUUUGGUUUACACUGUCUAUGCAACCGCAGCUGACCCUAAGAAGGGUUCACUUGGCACCAUUGCACCCAUUGCCAUUGGUUUCAUUGUUGGAGCCAACAUCUUGGCUGCUGGACCAUUCUCUGGUGGAUCCAUGAACCCAGCCCGGUCCUUCGGGCCAGCUGUCGCCAGUGGAGACUUCCACGACAACUGGAUCUACUGGGUUGGCCCACUAAUUGGUGGUGGCCUGGCUGGACUUAUCUAUGGAAAUGUGUUCAUGCAAUCUGAACAUGCACCGUUAUCCAGUGACUUCUAAGCUUAGUUCAAUUGCUCUGCUCUUUCAAUCCAUUGGUCAGUGCAAUAAAAGAAGGGAUAGCUGUUUUUGCUCCUUUCUUUUUAGCUUCAUUUUCCUUUCUUUUUUUUUUUUUUUGGUUAUUGUUGUAAAGUUUGUUGUUGUCAAUCGUUGCUUUGUGGAAAUGGAUGAGGUUGGUGAUGCGCAGCCACUUUCUUUUAAAAAUUUGUCGUCUGCUUUACUG